CCCACUUCCUUCCUUUCAUCGAGAGGGUCACCGAGGAUGAGCCCGAGCUUGUAAACUGGAUUGACUUCCAGCACCCUUCUUUGGUUUUCCAUGAACUUCUUUUGUUCGUGCAUUUGAUAUCGAACCCAGUUUGACCUUCGACAUGAGGCGGACAUGAGAUCCUCUGGCAUUGGCCUGACGGUGCUAGCGCCGUUGGGACUCCUAUUGCAGUUGCUCGCGACUAUGGUCUGUUUGGGACCGUCUGACAAAAGAACACUUUAUGGGCAUCGAACCUGGAAUCGGCGUCGAUGCAUGACAUGAUACGCCCGGUGCGCGGACAUGCGACGAGCCCCUGCCGACCCGCGGAUGAAACAAGGAGCCCACGUCCUCGUCCACAGGAGCGCCAUCAACAUCCCAGAGUACAAAGACCUGCCGUCCGCCGCGCUGAAGAUCCUGCCAGCUUGGCUCGGGCCGUUCCCAGUCUUGCACCCCGGCGAGAACCCGCUGACAUUCAAACUCAAACUACCCUCGACCACCCUAGGAACGCUGCCCUGGCGGCGCUGCAACCCGGGGACCCGGGGACGAUGGCCCCGCAAAACAGGCCGCCGGAGCAAGCCCAUACGGGGCGCGGCAUGGGGUGCGAGGCAACUCAGGCAAGACUCAAGAGCCCCGGAGCGGCACAUACCACACAACAGCAGGAGCGACACUUGUCUGGGAACAAAGCAGGCAUAAUGUGCAGCAGCCGCACGCCAGCCCCCGUGCAAUGGAGGAUAUCAGCGUCAGAGACCAACAGCGAAGGACUGCCGUCUUUGGCUGAGUUAAAGGUGGCGACGCACACAUGCGAGCGGCAGCGCUACAACCCGGACGCGGAACAUCAAGGCGUUGUCGACGACCUAGCAGACACUGUUCAGGGGUCGUCUGCCGCCGAUCAAGAUGCAACGACAUGGUACAACGAGAGCCGCCCCAGAAACAUGGCAGACCACAACGUCGGCGACAGCAUCCUGGAGUUCAUUGAGCGAAACGAAUGCUCGCACCUGCUAGUGGCCGAGCCGGAGUACCAAUCGAUGCUGACGGCAUAUCUUACCGAGAUGAUUAACCGCGACAGUGAGCUAGCCAAGCGGCACCUAUGCGUGCUCAGCGACUACAAGGUCGAAUUCGAGAGCACGCACCUCUACAUUCAGCGGAAGAUAGACAUUCUGGUGCGGAAGGCCCAGGGUGCCAACAACUUUGUAGUGAUAGAAGCAUCACGAGAAAGAGAGCAGCGGCCCGAGGGCAUGCACUUCGAGGCCAAGCACAACCAGCUUGUAUGCAACAUGCUGGCCGUUGCAUUGCAUAGAGUCAUCGACGAGAACCACAGGACGUAUAGGGACUUGAGGCUACUCGGCGUGAUCAUGGUGAACGCAGAAGCACACGUAUACACGUUGCGGUUCUCGAAGACGUACCUGGAAGCAAUAUGCGGUGGUAUGGCCAACGCAAUACCACAGCCGUGCGCGCCACACCAACAGCGCCUCCGCUUGACCCCAAAGUUGACCUCGCUGCUCUUGACAUUGGGGUGGGAAGCGGAGUUGAAUUGA
This is a messenger RNA of Fimicolochytrium jonesii, 1553 nucleotides long. RefSeq lists its product as uncharacterized. The record is from RefSeq and is a predicted model, not a curated record. Bases 288 to 1553 code for a protein of 421 amino acids. NCBI's taxonomy places the organism in Eukaryota, Fungi, Chytridiomycota, Chytridiomycetes, Spizellomycetales, Powellomycetaceae. The transcript has 2 exons.